CCCUGUGGCCCAGGCCCCGGGGUCCGGGACAGGGAGGCGCCGUUGGCGGAGGCCCUGUAUGUGAGCGCCGGUGCGCUGGCGUGCGGGAGCAGGCCGCAGGGAGGUGUGAGGUUCGUGCAGAAGACUUGGAGAUCGACCGAGCCGGGAGCACUGGGGAAACCCAGACAGUUGUGUUUACAGGCAACAGAGUGUGUGAGGCCAAGUUGUGCCUUAGAAGUUUUACCAUCUUUCUGAGGACGCUGGGGGCCAAGGAGAGUUGGGAACAAAAGAGGGUAUGAACUUUGAGGACGUGGCCAUUGACUUCUCGCAGGAAGAAUGGGGGCUCCUUGAUGAAACUCAGAGACUCCUGUACUGUGAUGUGAUGCUGGAGAACUUUGCACUUGUAGCAUCGCUGGGCUGUGUCCAAAUCCAUGGCUUCCAGUUUCACCUCCUUCCUGCCUGGUCAUUACUCACACGAGCCACGGGCUGUUCUUACCUUCACCAGCAACAGAGGCAUGACAGUGGGGAGAAGCCCUGGGAAAGGGAUGUGCACCGGGCCUCAUGGGUGACAAGCUGCAACUUCGAUGUAUCAGGGCAGUCUUUCACAUGUAGGAAGAUUGGUGAGGACUUCCCAGCUACCUCAGGACAUGUUCAGCUCCAGACCAGUCCCCACAGCAAGGAGCCACACAGUGGCAACCAGAGUGGGCGGGCCUUUCACAGUGGAAAAAGUCAGUACAAUGGGGGUGAAUAUGAAAAAGCUGCCGGCCACAGCGAUGCACUUGAUCGACACCAGAGUGUCUGUUCUGGAGAAGGGCUUUAUGAGUGUGGCAAAUGUGGGAAAGCCUUCAGCUGCAACUACAGACUUGUGCAGCACCAACAAAUUCACAGUGGACAAAGGCCAUAUGAGUGUGGCGAAUGUGAGAAAUCCUUUAGCCAAAUCUCUGGCCUUCUUAAAGACUGGAGAAUUCACAGUGGUACAAAGCCUUAUGGAUGCAGAGAAUGUGGACAAUUACUUACCCAUAACUUCAGUUUCAUAAAACACUGGAGAAUUCACACUGGAGAAAGAACUUAUGAAUGCAGUGAAUGUGGAAAAGUCUUUAUCCACAAAUCUAAACUGAUUCACCAUCAGAGACUACACAUUAGAGAAAUGCAUUAUGGGCGUGGUGAAUGUGGGACAUCUUUUAGCUACAAAUCCAACCUCAUCGAACACUUCAGAGUUCACACUAGAGAAAGGUCUUAUGAGUGUGAAUGUGGAAAAUCCUUUAGACAAAGUUCUAGUCUUUUCCGACACCAAAGAGUUCACACUGGAGAAAGGCCAUAUAAUUGCAGUGAAUGUGGGAAAUCCUUUAGACAAAUUUUUAACCUAAUUCGACAUGGGAGAGUUCACACUGGAGAAAUGCCUUACAAGUGUAGUGAUUGUGGGAAAUCUUUUAGUUGCAAAUCUGAACUCAUUCAACAUCAGAGAAUUCACAGUGGAGAAAAGCCUUAUGAGUGCAGUGAAUGUGGGAAGUCCUUCAGACAGUUCUCUAACCUCAUUCGACACCGGAGUGUUCAUACUGGAGAAAGGCCUUAUGGAUGCAGUGUUUGUGGGAAAUUCUUUAGCCGAAAAUUUAUCCUUAUUCAACAUCAGAGAGUUCACACUGGAGAAAGACCUUAUGAGUGCAGUGAAUGUGGAAAAUCGUUUACCCGAAAAUCUGACCUCAUUCAACACCAGAGGAUUCAUACUGGCACAAGACCUUAUGAGUGCAGUGAAUGUGAGAAAUCUUUUAGGCAACGCUCUGGUCUUAUUCAACACCUGAGAGUUCAUUCUGGGGAAAAGCCAUAUGAGUGUGGGGAAUGUGGGAAAUCCUUUAGCCAAAGUGCUAGCCUUAUUCAACACCACAGAGUUCACACUGGUGAAAGGCCUUAUGGGUGUAGUGAAUGUGGGAAAACCUUUAGCCAAAGUUCUAGCCUCCUUCAACACCAGAGAGGUCACACUGGUGAAAGGCCUUUUGAGUGCAAUGAAUGUAGGAAGCCCUUUACCCACAAAUCUGACCUCAUUCAACACCAGAGAGUCCACACUGGAGAAAGACCUUAUGGAUGCAGUGAAUGUGGGAAAUCUUUUAGUCGAAAGUCUAACCUUCUUAGACACAGGAGAGUGCAUGCGGAGAAAACCAUUAAAUGUGAGGAAUGUUUUACUUCUCUGCUCAGUGUGACAACACUAGAGGAGACUUUUUGAAAGACAUAUGCCAGAAUUUAAACCUCUUUUAUCUGAAUGAACACUUUGUGAGAUUCCUUGUAAGUUUCGGGAAAAUGCAAGACUUAGGGGGAUGCCCUUUACUGUGUAACCUGCCCAGCACUAUUCCCAGAUUUAUGUCACUGCCAGCUUCUGUGACUAAAGCCAUUCAGCUCUACUACCUGACAGAUCUGUGCAGUGUAGAUCAGUCACCAUGCCAGAGUACUCUAAUCUCUUAGAUUCUCCCAUCUGCUUGAGGAAAUUAUGAAUAGCCUGAGCCUUUAGAGAGAUCCUCGUUUCCUUUCUCUCUGACUCUAGGGAAUAGACCUAACCCAGUUAUGGUCCACAGGACUCAUCCUCACCUGCUAAGAAGGACUUUUCUUCAGGGACACUCUUUUCACAUUAUGCUUACGAAGAAAUUCCAGGUUCUAAUUCACCAGCAUGGGAUCUACUUGCUGCACAUUGGUUUGGUUUUUGUUCAUUAAGUAAAGGUCUUUGUUUCUGCCCCUUUAAUUUUGGUGGUUGUGUUCACUGUGUGAGGUGAUCUGGAAGCAGAAUUGUGAUCUGUCAGCAUGUAGGCAUGAACAGAUUUUUAUGGGGCUUCUUAUACUUUCUCUGCUUUAGUAGGGAUGGUAUGAUGGCAGAAAAUAGCAGUUGUCCAAUAUUGGUCUAAUUUACAUUGGUGCCCAAUGCUUGGAAAGAAAGACUACAGGACUUCAUGUUCCUAAUUGGCAAUCUGGUGGCAUGAUUUGAGGAAAGGUUGGAGAUCACCUGGAUAAGAAGGCCUUUGUUGUGACAGCCCCUCCCACCCAUACCAUGCUUCUGUGAACAACAUACAUUUUAUUCUCUUGAUCAUAAUAUAUCACAUCAUUCCCACCACUACUGAGAGGACUAAUUCUCGUAGAUCCUGCAAAGUAACCAUGUGUCAUGACGUAGAAAAUUUCAGAGGCUAGUGUCAUUUGCUGUAAGGUUAAGGGUCAGGUGGGAUAGAAACAUGGGUUAAUAUGGCAUAGAGGAGACUACAGUAAAUUAGAUGAAAUAUGCCUUACCUGAAAGUUGGUUUCAGUACUAUGACUCGUAAGACCAAUGUGUACAGAAAUUCUCAGGACCUCUGUAUUCCCACAGCUGGGGUUAUUGACAAAGUAAAUAUUCUAAAGCUUUUGUGGAUUCUCAUAGCCUCUUUGGGCUGUUUACCUCUAGGUCAUUUCUCUAGAGGCAGGAAAACAAGCAUAGAAAGAGGGCUGACCCUGUUGUGACCCCACCAGUAUCCCUGUAGAUUUAGGUGGCAGCAGUCUUCAUGGUUGCCAGUGUUUGCUGCCACUGAGGCAAGAAUGCUCCUCCCAGGGCAUGAGAAAAGAGACGGUAGUGUCCAUAUAGGGUUGCCAACCUAAUUUUCUAAGCUUUUGAAAGAGGGACAUCUGGGCUUGUAUUUUGGAAUACUUUUUAAAGCUCUGUUUAAGGUAUAAUUUGUGUAAUUGACAUGCAACAAAGUGUACUUAUCUAAUGUUAACAAUUUGCUAAGUUUUGACAUGUAUAAAGUCAUGAAACUACAUUGUGAAAAUCAAUUUAUCUGUCACCCACGUUUACUUUGUGCUCAUAUAACUCUGUCUUCUCCAGCCUUCCAGGCAAUCCUCAAUUUUCUUUCUUUACAUUAGGUUAGUUUUGUAUUUUCUAUAAGGCAUUAUUAAGUAUAUGGUUGUUGGGUUUUUUUUUUUUUUUCUGUACUGUUUUGCUUCAUUCUGCGUGCUUAUUGAGAUUCAACAAUGAGCUUAUUUUUAUUGCUAAGUAGCAUUUUAAUCUAUGAAUAAUGACUACCCAUGCUUCUGGAUAUACAGGUUAUUUCUAGGUUUGCAGUAUUUACAAAUAAAGCUGCUAUGCAUAUUUAUAUUCAGUUCUUUAUGUGGAUGUUUUAUUUCUCUUGUUGUAGUAACUGAAACUGUUAGAAUGUAGGUGAAUGUUCACAUUUUUAAGAAAUGGGAAACUGAUCUAUCAUGGUUAUUCUUUUUCCCACUAGUAGCACUUGAAAAUUCAAGUUCCAUGACAUCUUUGAAAUAAGUGUAUGGUGAGUCACUUUGACUUAAAUUCCAUUUCCCAAAGUG
Canis lupus familiaris (dog) is the source of this 4293-nucleotide messenger RNA. RefSeq names its product zinc finger protein 551-like. Lineage: Eukaryota; Metazoa; Chordata; Mammalia; Carnivora; Canidae. The record is from RefSeq and is a predicted model, not a curated record. Gene Ontology annotation, molecular function: RNA polymerase II transcription regulatory region sequence-specific DNA binding; DNA-binding transcription factor activity, RNA polymerase II-specific. Gene Ontology annotation, biological process: regulation of transcription by RNA polymerase II. Gene Ontology annotation, cellular component: nucleus.